AUGGCCAAAGACCGGAAAACAGGGAGGGAAGUGCCAUGGGAUCCUACCCCCAACGAAGGCUGGAUCGACGGUUCGGUGGACAACGACUUGCCUAUGACGCGUCUGGCUGAAAUGUUCAACGUCAAUCACUUUAUCGUUUCUCAAGUCAACCCGCACGUGGUGCCUUUCCUUGCCAAAGAAGAGAACGACAUAGGUGCGGAGGUUCAGCAACAAGAUUCUGCUUUCUCUGCUGGCUCUGGCUGGAUGCACAACAUGGCCAGCUUCGCGAAAGGGGAAGCUCUGCAUCGCCUUGAAGUGCUCGCGGAGAUGGGAGUGUUUCCCAAUACUAUGAGCAAAGUCAGAUCUGUUCUGAAUCAGACAUACUCCGGCGACAUCACAAUCUUCCCCGCUAUCUCCUAUACGAACUUCCCAAAGAUCCUUAGCAAUCCAACGACCGAUUAUAUGCUGCGCUGCUUGCUCACCGGGGAGCAGGCGACCUGGCUCAAAGUGUCCAGAAUUCAAAAUCAUGUUGCCGUGGAGCUGGCCUUGGAUGAUGCAGUUAACAAGAUUCUGCCCUGCGUACAUUUCAGCAAAAGUCAAGCGGAGCUCCGGCUCCUCAGUUUCAACCGCCCAGCAUCGCAAGGCACAGAGCUGCCUUCCGCGCAUCCGCUCAGACGACACAAGAGGGAUGUCCACUCCGAGGGCCAAGGCCUUCCUCUUGCGCCAUUCACGCCAGUUACAGAAAUCCCGUCUCCUGAUCUCCACCGCCGACCCGAAUCGCGCGGAAAAGGACUUGAUUCAACUGCCUCCAAACCAUAUCUCCCUUCGCGACCAUCUAUGAGGACUGCUAGGUCUCCAGAUUUCAAUAGAGUCGCCUUUUCGACCGUCGAAGCAGUAUCAUCGACAGAUGCCGACGACUCACCCACUGACGCAGACGUCUCCGAUAAUAAUGAAUCCGACACCACCGAAAUCCUAUCCUCACCAUCACUAUCACAUUCGCCUCCACCAAGCAUCCAUGAUCUUUGGCUCUCGGCGAGCCAGGCCCACGCGCCUUACCCUUCAGUUUCACAUCCGCACACACCAGCUGCUCCGGCGGACCUUUUCAACAGUCAAUACGGCAAUCCUGAUUUGACGCCCGCCGCGCCAAGCUCUCCCGAGCUGCGCUACAAGCGGCUCUUCCAUCCACCAGCAAAGACGGGAGACGCAGAAUCAGCAUACAAGCAGGAAGUUAAGCGCACGUUGCAACCGCUAAGCAACAUCCCGAGCUUAAAACACACGGAGAGCAACCCGGAGCACCUGAAAGCUCCGACCGCCUCCCUGAAGAAGGCAGGCUCGUUGGACGAGGAUAAAGUAGCCGCGGACGACGUGCCCGUCUUCAGCCCCGUCAACUCCCGGGAAAACACGGCAAGUAGUCCUCUAAGCACACGCAAUGGUGCUAAAGAGAAGGAAGAAUCCUACUUCCAGCGGAAGAUGCGGGAGUCCCGACGGGGUAACGGGACGCCGAGAUGGGGCAGCCCGACUGAUUCUUCGGGUACGAGGGGCAUCGUUUGGAGGAAGAAGAAGAAACGGAGCGGAAGCAUGAGUGGCGAGCGUCCUGCUUGA
This is a messenger RNA of Didymosphaeria variabile, 1581 nucleotides long. RefSeq names its product Lipase 5. NCBI's taxonomy places the organism in Eukaryota, Fungi, Ascomycota, Dothideomycetes, Pleosporales, Didymosphaeriaceae. The transcript has a single exon. The record is from RefSeq and is a predicted model, not a curated record. The coding region runs from base 1 to 1581 and encodes 526 amino acids.